AGUCCCCAUUGGUCUCCGUCGAAUCGUCGUCGGAAUUGGGAAUCCUUUCUCUGGUUCUUCAGCUCCGCCUUCCGACGGCCUAUCACUGAUCGGGAUCAGCACUCUCUCAUCUGACGACGACAAACGAAACUCCAUUUUCGCUCUAUGCUCUUUUUGUAGAUCUCGUUCUCGGAGUUUAACCAGUUAGAUUAGUCGAAGACUAAUCAGGCAAGUCGAGUUUCGGAUUUCUCUUGCCUAGUUGGAUUUAGCGAAUUCCUCGAAAUGAAACCUAAUUGGGAGCUUAAGCACUGCUGCAAUCACGAGCAAGUUGUGUUUCUGAUCACCGUUUCUGUUUGUACAGUUGUUAUACUAGCGCUCUGGAGGACGAUACUGUUGAAACCAUUCAAACUUGUCACGGUGUUCCUUCACGAGGCAAGCCAUGCCAUUGUUUGCAAGCUUACCUGUGGUCAUGUAGAAGGAAUUCAGGUUCAUGCUGAUGAAGGUGGAGCUACACAAACUCGUGGUGGCGUGUAUUGGUUGAUCUUGCCUGCCGGAUAUAUUGGUUCAUCAUUCUGGGGGAUGCUCUUGAUACUAGCAUCUACAAAUCUUCUUACGUCCAGAAUAGCUGCAGGCUGCUUUCUUGUUUCUCUUCUUGUAGUACUUUGUGUAGCUAAAAAUUGGACACUUCGCGGACUAUGCAUCGGAUUCAUCAUUUUUCUUGGUGUCGUCUGGGUCCUGCAAGAAACAACUAAAGUGCGUGUUCUUCGUUAUGUAAUCCUCUUUAUUGGUGUAAUGAAUAGCCUGUUCUCAGUUUAUGAUAUUUACGAUGAUCUAAUAUCCCGAAGAGUUCAUUCAAGUGAUGCUGAGAAAUUUGCUGAGGUGUGUCCUUGCCCAUGUAACGGUGUUGGAUGGGGAAUUAUUUGGGGUUUUAUAUCCUUCAUCUUUCUUUGCGGAGCUAUGUACCUAGGUCUUGUGAUCUUGUCUUGAGUUUUUUUCUACCACGUGGCCAGGUUCAGCUACUUUUAUUAUUGAAGAACAAGUCGACUUGAGCAGCCUGGAUUUUUCAUAGAACAGAACGGACGUUGUCAUGGGACUCGGUCUUCUUUAUAUCCAACACUUGGAGAACUCUGUAAUUUGAUCUUUACUGAUUCAGAGUUGAAAAAUUAUAUUGAUUGAAGUUGGAGAAAUUAAAAGCAAAGUAAAUAACAGUAAUUAUACUUGCAGAGGUAUGAUCAAA
Messenger RNA from Cucurbita pepo subsp. pepo (vegetable marrow), 1216 nucleotides. The record is from RefSeq and is a predicted model, not a curated record. NCBI's taxonomy places the organism in Eukaryota, Viridiplantae, Streptophyta, Magnoliopsida, Cucurbitales, Cucurbitaceae.